Nezara viridula (southern green stink bug) is the source of this 4519-nucleotide messenger RNA. Lineage: Eukaryota; Metazoa; Arthropoda; Insecta; Hemiptera; Pentatomidae. The record is from the annotation of a GenBank genome assembly.
UAAAUGUUUGUGUAUAUAUAUAUAAACACAUAUUUAAUGUAUGCAUAGCCAUACAUUCCACAAUAUACCAUUGCUUACUGACAGCAAAGGAUCUUUUUUUCAUUUUGAUUGGGGCGGGAGGGAGGUUUUUGAAAAUGAACAAAUAAAAAAGAGGCAGACGCUUAUAUUAUGUAUAAAAAAUAUACAUUCAAAUUAGCAUAAUCAAUGUAAUUUACUGUAUAUUUAAAUAUUCAUUUAUAUACAUGUUUAUGUGUUAUUAAAAAAUAAUAUAUGUAUAUUUUUUUAUUAUUUUUGCGUAUGGGCAUGUUUGAAAAUAUGUUAACGCAGCCUUCAUGACAUAGGUACAUUUCUUUCAAAACAUGAAUAAUGUUCAAAAAUUAAAAAUAUUUACAAUUCUGUAGAACUUGAAAAAAAACAAAACAAAACACAUGUUAAUAAAAACAAUGCUUUACAGUCUAAUUGAUCAAAUCUGAUAUAAAGCAAGAAAUACGAAAUUGGGAGGAAAAGAGCUUUACGAUCAAGGGAAAUCCACAAACCAAGAAGAUUUGGGCCAUUCUGAGGACCUUGAACCACAAGUUGAUAUUCUGCGUGAGUAAAUAGCUAUCCGACAACCACGGAACUUGAUUCUUGAUCUAUCACAUUAAAAAUAUAAAACCUAAUACACAUAUUUUUUAAUCAAACAAUCCUUGCUCACUCAAUCCUGUUCAAAGGAAAUGUCUUAAAGCAUUGUGAAGAAAAAUAAUUAUUUUUAUGGUCAGCUUCAUAAUUUCAUCCCAAAUUCAACAAUGAAGAAGCCUAUUGUUCUGUCAAAGACUAACAUCUGUUGCUAUAUUAACUGGAGGCAAGUAAUGUGCCCUAAUCUGAGUAUGUAAGUCUGCUAUAACAUCAUCUUCUUUUUCUAGAGCAACUAUCAUUUGGGUGAAUUGUAUAAUUCCUUCUCUGUUAUCAGUAAACCAAAAUUUUUUAAUAACAUCCAUUUCAACCUGUACCACCAAAGGAAAUACAUACUGCAUAACCUUUAACAUAUCAUUGCUUGCAUUGGCUUUAGCUUCAUUUAUCUUCUGAGAAGCUUCUUCACUUUCUAAAGCAGUCAAAAUUCCUUCAAGUGCAGCUCUUGCAGUUUCAGCAGUAAAAGUCAUCGUAUCACCCAUAUUAUGCAGAUAACGAUUAACGAUAAAACUUGUUAAUUGAUAUCAGUUACACUAAUUCGAUCUUAGCGACCAGUAAACAACGUCGCUAAGUAACAAAAGCUAGUUGAAUCGCAGCGAAAUUAACUGAUAACAGUUCAAAAGUAAUUAAAAUACUUUCAAUUAACGACAAUUUUAAAUUUCUAUAAAUAAAUUUAUAAAAAACACUGAGGUUGAAGAUCUAUUUUUUUUUCCUUUUUCCUUUUUUUAUUUUAGGGACCCCCACGUCGAUUUACACAGGAUCAUUUAAAAAUAAUCGGGGACUAGAAUAAAAUUAUUUAUACAUAUGUCAAUUUUGUUAUCUAACACUUAAAAUAAUCUUUUAAUAAACAUUGGGAAGUAUUCCAUAGAUAUCAAAAUGGAGUUUCACCGCCAGGGAGAUGUAAUUAUGUGAUAGUUAAACCCAAGGUCAGGAUGAGAGAGAGAGGGAAAAAGGUGUGUUGCCUUAUCUUUUUUGCUGUUUGCUGAAUCUAGUCUAUUGGCAGGCUUUGGUUGUGACUACUGUAAUGGACAGGGCAGGUUUUGCAGAGAUUUUUAAGGACACAGAAAGAGCAUGACAAGACUUAGUUCAAGGAAAACUUGAAUCAUGCACUCCAGAUUCUCAAAAAUUGCUUUUGGUUCAGCUAUAGCAGGAUCAACUGCUUAUCUAUCUUCAUGGCUUAUUAAUGAUUUUCCAUUUCUUGAAGAUGAGAAAUUAAAAGUACACGCCAGUUCAGGUAAUGCUAAAUUAGUUAAGCGACCUCUUCCUCCUCGAAGCGAACAGUUAAAGUCAUUAAAGAAUGAAUCGUUCGAUGUGCUCAUCAUCGGCGGUGGUGCAUCUGGAGCGGGUUGUGCUUUGGAUGCACAAACCAGGGGACUGAAAACGGCUUUGAUUGAAAUGGAUGACUUUGCAUCCGGAACCAGUUCAAGAAGCACAAAGCUUAUUCACGGUGGAGUGCGCUACUUACAAAAGGCCAUUAUGAAUUUGGAUAUAGAGCAAUACCGUAUGGUUAAAGAGGCCUUGCACGAACGAGCUUUCAUGUUAGAAUCAGCGCCUCAUCUUACUCAGCCAUUGCCAAUUAUGGUUCCUAUUUAUAAGUGGUGGCAAGUGCCUUAUUUUUGGAUUGGAAUGAAAAUGUACGACCUCGUUGCUGGUUUCAAAACUGUUAAACAUUCGUUUUAUAUAGGCAAAACAUCAGCUUUGGAAAAUUUUCCCAUGUUACGUAAAGAAAGACUCUGCGGUGCCAUUGUUUAUUAUGAUGGUCAACAGGAUGAUGCUCGAAUGUGCCUCGCUAUUGCGUUAACUGCGACAAGGCACGGUGCAACAGUUGCGAAUCAUAUCAAAGCAGUAGAAAUACUUAAGGAUUCAAAUGGCUGUUGCUGUGGCGCAAGGCUUAGAGAUGAAUUCACAGGUGAAGAGUGGAACUGCUUAGCUAAAUGUAUUAUAAAUGCUACAGGACCACAUACUGAUUCAGUUAGGAAAAUGGACAAUCCAAAGAUUCCUACUAUUUGUGCUGCAAGUGCUGGUACACACAUUGUUUUACCAGGAUACUACAGUCCAGAAAAGAUGGGUCUUCUUGAUCCUGCGACGUCAGACGGAAGAGUGAUUUUCUUCCUUCCUUGGCAGAAGCAUACCAUUGCAGGUACAACCGACAUGCCUUGCGAGGUCACCCACCAUCCUAAACCUACGGAAGAAGAAAUAUUAUUCAUUUUACAAGAAAUAAAGAACUAUCUUAAUAAAGAUGUUGAAGUGAGGCGUGGUGAUGUUCUAUCAGCUUGGUCUGGUAUCCGACCUCUUAUAUCAGAUCCUAAUAAAUCCGACACUCAAUCGAUUGCCAGAAAUCAUGUCGUUGAAGUCAGUGAUUCACGAAUGUUACCAUAGCUGGAGGAAAAUGGACUACGUACAGGUCGAUGGCUACUGACACCGUGGAUGCUGCUUUAAAAGCUGUUCCAGAGCUUGCCACCAAAGCUGGACCUUGCAUUACCGAUAAGCUCCUGAUAGAAGGAGAUCACGGCUGGACUCCUACCAUGUACAUAAGGCUCGUUCAGGAUUUCGGAUUAGAAUGCGAAGUUGCUCAGCAUUUAGCUUACUACUACGGUGAUAGAGCUUUUGCUGUGGCGAAGCUUGCUUCACUUACUGGCCAGAGGUGGCCCAUUAUCGGAAGGAAGAUACACCCAGAGUUCCCUUAUAUCGAUGCCGAGAUUCGAUAUGGCGUGAGGGAGUACGCUAUGACUGCGAUUGACAUGAUUGCCCGAAGACUCAGGCUCUCUUUCCUCAACGUCCAGGCCGCGAGGGAAGCUUUACCUCUCAUUGUUAACACGAUGGCUGAAGAACUUCACUGGGAUGAGAAAGAGAAACAAAGGCAAACCGACCUAGCCAUCGAAUUUUUAAUGAAUGAAAUGGGUGAGCAGGUGAACCGAGCUAGUAAAGACAAGAUCCCGAUAGAUCUCACAAAAGAUGAAGUCAAAAUGUAUAUUGAAAGGUUCAGGCUCAUCGAUCAAGAAAACAAAGGCUAUAUUUCCAUUAAUGAUAUGCGCAGAUCUUUCAAGAAUUUUGGUGAUGUACAUAUUUCCGGAGAAGAGCUUCAUGAGAUGUUGAGGGAAAUAGACACAAACAUGAACGGCCAAGUAGAACUAGACGAGUAUCUUCAGAUGAUGUCUGCUGUAAAGGCUGGACAUAUCAGUGCCACUGCAAGUCGGUUUGCUCGAAUGGCGGAAAUGGAACAUGAAAAAGCUCAAAUAAAAAAGAAGAUUCCUGUUGAGAGAUCUGGCGGUGGCCUUUAAGUUUUUAUAUUAUUGUAAAUUAUUCUGUUUUUAUGGCUGCCAAAUUUCUUUUUAUUUAAAUUAAAAUUUAAAAAAAAUUGAUAUUAACUUCUCUCUCUUUCUUUAACUAUAUUUUUGAGUUUAAUUUUGUUAUCUUUAAGCUCUUGUUCUAAAUUUUAACUUAAUAUUUAAAAAAAAAACAACUAACUGCAGUAUUCAUCUUAUUGUUUCAUAUUAUCUGUCAUUAAUUUUCUUUCAUUCAUCAACAAAGUUGUAUUUUAGUUGAUGGAAUGUAAGAGUUUGAUUCAGGUUAUUGAAGAUAAUGUAGUUUUAAUUACGAAUAAUUUAAUUAUUGAAUUAAGGUUUAAGCGGAGAAUGGUUCCCAUUAAUGUUAACAAAUUGUUAUUGUUAUUAAUUGUGCUUGCUAACUUAAAUUAUUUCAAAGAUUGUAAAUAGUCUAUUCUAUUCAUUAAUCUAAUGAAUAAUUAAUUUAUUUUGAUCUAUUUAUAAAUUAUUUAUAAUGUAUAGACACACAUGUAAAGUAUAACUUAUUUUACUGGUAAAUAUAAUAAUAUAACUUGCAUCAUCAU